Ricinus communis (castor bean) is the source of this 1403-nucleotide messenger RNA. Its product is annotated as probable plastid-lipid-associated protein 10, chloroplastic. The record is from RefSeq and is a predicted model, not a curated record. The transcript is spliced from 9 exons. Bases 140 to 997 code for a protein of 285 amino acids. NCBI's taxonomy places the organism in Eukaryota, Viridiplantae, Streptophyta, Magnoliopsida, Malpighiales, Euphorbiaceae.
UGGUUGAGGCUUCAUGGGCUUCAAGUGUGGAGCCCAUUAAACACUAGUGCUUGCUGCUGCCGCGUAGCAGUGUCUCUCGUUAUCUAACUGAAAUCUCAAUGUUCUUCCCCGCAAUUAACUGUCGAAGUUAUCCGCAGAAAUGAACCUGGCGUAUGCUGCUACUUGUUUCUGUCCUGCUGCUGCUGCUGGUAGUGGAAAGAGAGGCAUUUUCAAGAUUAAACCUUUUAACGCUACCAGAAAUGUAUCUUUUCAGAAUAAGUUUUCUUGCUCAGCAACUGUAGCUACCGACAAAAUGACUCCGGUAUCUGAGUUUGAGAUAGAGAAGAAAAAGCAUGAUGUUUUAACAGCUAUACAAGACACGCAACGAGGACUUGUUGCUACUGCUGAUCAACGCUCUAUCAUUGAGGAUGCUCUGGUGAGCUUGGAGGGAUACAACGUGGGUGCACCAAUUGACUUAGUGAAGUUGGAUGGGACAUGGCGCCUGCAAUAUACUUCUGCCCCUGAUGUCCUCAUUCUUCUGGAAUCUUCUGCUAGGCUUCCUUUCUUGCAGGUUGGGCAGAUCUUCCAGAAGUUUGAAUGUCGAGAUCAGUCAAGUGGAGGCAUCAUUCGUAAUGUUGUAAGAUGGAGUAUUCCAACAGUAUUUGAGGAACAAGACGGUGCUACUCUCCUUGUUUCUGCAAAAUUUGAUGUUGUUUCUGCACGGAACAUCUAUCUGCAAUUUGAAGAGAUAAGCAUUCAAAAUAUCAAAAUCAGCGAAGAGGUGCAAGCUUUAAUAGCUCCAGCAAUUUUGCCACGCUCAUUCUUCAGUCUACAGAUCUUGCAGUUCAUCCGCGCAUUCAAAGCGCAAAUUCCUGUAAGAAACCCAGGAAAUCCAGGGAGGCGAGCAGUGGGAGGACUGUACUACCUUUCCUAUCUGGAUAACAACAUGAUUUUAGGGCGUGCUGUUGGAGGCGGUGGAAUAUUUGUGUUCACUAAAGCCCAGCCUCUUGACCUAUAAAAAACAAGCUUGAUUUAUUCUACUGUCUACUAGUAGUAUUACGUUCUACACUGCAUCUAGAAACCAAACACGUGAAUUUGUACAAGGCAACAACAGAAAGUAAGGAUUUCGAGUGGAGGUCAAGCGCAUCCAGCCAGAAAGCAGAGCCUAGUGGCUGCAACCAGCACAGAGCAUUUCUAUGGAGUGACCAAUGAGUUGAUUUGCUGACCCUUGGACUUGAACACACACAGCAAAAAGUCAUUAAAAGAAGGAAAAAGAAGAAGAGAAAUCCCUCUGCGUCUCCAGCAUGCUUUAUCUAUUUAUAUUCAUACUUUUUCUGUAUUUAAGUGCUCUUAAGAUUUGGAUGUAAAUUUAAGUGGAGAAACCAUUUGAAUAUUCACAGCUGAAUUAUGGCUGCUUUCAUGGA